Molecule: messenger RNA, 1131 nt
Organism: Trichomonas vaginalis G3
Lineage: Eukaryota; Parabasalia; Trichomonadida; Trichomonadidae
Exons: 1
Coding region: 1-1131 (376 amino acids)
Source: RefSeq, a predicted model, not a curated record
AUGACUAAAUCUUACAAUGUAGGAAAAUAUUUUCAAUCAGAAAUCCAACAACAACCAACACUUAUUGACAUAUAUCCUGACUAUGAUCAGAAAUCUAACAAAAUUCCAAUAAAUUUAACACAAAAAUCUCAAAAUGCUCAACAAAGCCAAGAAAAUCAAACAAAAACAGACAAAAUUAGAAUAACUGAUACAAAUACUUCAUCUUCGACGUUAUCUGCAGUAAAAGAAGAGAAAAAUAAUAAUAAAAUCAAAGAAAAAGAAGUUCAGAAAGAAUCAAUAACCAAAAAUCCCACAAAUCCUACAAAAGAGGUCAAACCUACUCCAAAUAAAAAGAGAAAAUCGAUAAUAAAAGUUACAAGUUUAUAUGAUGCCUCAGAAGAUGAUGACAUUGAAAAAGUACCAUCAGGCCAUAAUGAAACCAAAGAAAUACAUAACGUAUCACAUGAAAAUAACAAAAAUGAAGAGAAUAAUACAUCUAAUCCCAAAAAAUCAGAAUCUCAAAAAGAACAAUCUAGCAACAUCUCAAAGAAACAGUCAGCAAAGAGGAAAGCUUUAAUUGCAGAUAAAAUUCAACUAAAUUUACCCAAAAAUCAUUCAGAUCAAAUUCCUUUUUCAAUUGAGUCACCAAAAGUCCAAUCAGAUUCUGUAUCUCUCCCAAUCACUCAUGGAAGUUCAUCUUCUGAUGAAGAAAUCGAAGAAAAACAAACAAAUUUGGAAACAAAUCAAAAUGAAGAAAAAAUAAUAGAAGAAAUACCAGUCAGAUCAUCUGAUUCGGAUAGUGACUCGGGUUACAUGUUUGAUCCUAAGAAAGUUUGUAGAAUGUAUGAGUUUCCUUCAGGGAAAAAUAAAAAAGCAGAAGUCCAAGAAAAUCAGUCUCAAAAAUCACCAUCCUCUGAUAAAAAUAGUCAGGGCCAGCCUCAAAACGCUGAAGAAGAGGAAGAUUUUAAUGAUACUUCUUCAAUGCGCAGUUUAAAGACAGAAUUCCUUCAGAAAUCACAAGGGAAAGAUGAGAGUAACUAUGAUUAUGAGGAAGAAUAUGAUGAUAGUUCAAAUUUAGCUAAUUCUCAAUCUCCGAAAGUUACUUUAAUCAUGCCAGAUUCCCAAAGCAUAAAUAGUAGCGAAUCCACAUAG